Molecule: messenger RNA, 942 nt
Organism: Sipha flava (yellow sugarcane aphid)
Lineage: Eukaryota; Metazoa; Arthropoda; Insecta; Hemiptera; Aphididae
Product: short transient receptor potential channel 6-like
Exons: 3
Coding region: 1-942 (313 amino acids)
Biological process (GO): manganese ion transport; regulation of cytosolic calcium ion concentration; calcium ion transmembrane transport
Cellular component (GO): membrane; cation channel complex
Molecular function (GO): store-operated calcium channel activity; protein binding; inositol 1,4,5 trisphosphate binding
Source: RefSeq, a predicted model, not a curated record
AUGUAUCGAACAACUUCUGCUUACGAUACAUUGACCGAUUCCAAUACGUCAUCAGAAGUCACUAGUGUGAGAUCAAACGAUGGCAGGCCAAUGGACAUGUUGCAAAUACAAUUUUUAAAUUAUAUAAAAGUGUGCGAUGUGUCAUCGGUUCGAAAUCUAUUAGAAAAUCACAGCGAUUUUGACUUAAACUGCAAAAACUACCAAGGAAUGACUGGUUUGAAUUUGGCCAUUGAAGUUCAUUGCGAGCAAAUGAUUGAUCUCCUACUAUCCAGGCAUGGGCUCGAAAUUGGAGAUUCGUUGAUGUACGCUAUUCGCGAAAACCAGUAUUCGAUUGUUGUCAAGCUUCUCGAUAUUUUACAAUCGGAAAAUCCGGAAAACGUCAAAUUAGGUUACGAGUAUUCCACUGAAUUUCCGCAAUAUCUCACGCCCCUUAUGUUGGCGGCCCAGUGUGGACAUGUGAAAGUCAUCAGUCUAUUGCUGAAACGUGGCCAUACAAUUUCACUGCCCCAUAAACCACAGUGUUUAUGCAAAGAGAUCUGUAAGUCGUUGGGUCAACUCAAUAAUGGUCUUGGGGCCGCUGAACUUAAACUCUCCGUAUUCCGAGCACUCGCCAAUCCGUCGUACAUCUCAUUGACGUCACAAGAUCCGAUUCUUACAGCUUUCCAGCUCAGCAAGAUACUGCUAGACCACGGAAACGUAGACCGUAUAUUCAAAUCCGAUUACGAAUUGUUGAAUUUACAGACACGAAUGUUCGCCGUCCAUUUGAUCGGUUUGUGUCGUUCGUCUAGUGAGGUGGAGCAAAUACUCACCAGAAAAGAAGGAUGCAGCUUCUUCGGUGCUUUUCCAUACCAAAGACUAGUGAUGGCAAUGGAUUUAAAGCAAAAAGAAUUUGUGGCUCACGCCUACGUACAACAGAUACUGGAAACGGCAUGGUCUGGGUGA